AUUCCUUCUAUAUUUAUAUGAGUACAAUUCAUUGGCACAAUAUAGUUUCUCACACAAUAUGUCCCCCUUUAACAAGUAGGAGCUGCCACACUGCUUGCUCUGUACAGUAACAUGUCCCAUGUAGAAGUUACUGAGUCUGCACUGUCCCAAAGGCAAAAGCAUUAAGUAACUGAAAUAUAUUGUAACCCUGUCUGUAACCUGGCAGCUACCCAGCAUGCACUGCUCUCAGCCACUCACUCACUGUCAGUUCUAUUCAGUAACAAGUAGAAAGCAGUAAAACUCUGCAGGCAGAUCCACUGAGCUCUGUAAUCCCAUUUCCCUUUAUUCUGGUGCCCACAUGCGGCUGCUCCUGCACUGCCAGCUCUCCUGAUCUGCAUCUGCCCACCAGCAAUAUGGCCGCCUCUCUGGGGCAGGGACAACUCUGAGAGGGAAGCCAUUGUUUGAUUGGUCUGAAACCGAACCAGCUCAUUGGCUAAAGGGCGGAGCUGCCUUCCCAGGGGGAGGGGUGAGAGAUCUUUGUGCUUCUCUCUAGUUUCAGACCGGAUAGAAAAACGGGAGACUCCUUCCUGUAACUGCCUUAUUCUGUGUCCCUGGGCUGCUGGGUUCUCCAGAGAUGGAACCAAGGAGGUUAGAGGGGAAAUGGGAGAAUGAAGAGCCGGACACUGAGGAGCCUCUGCCCACAAUAAAGAGGGAAAUGGAUCCCGUUCCUGGGGCCGGUGAAGUGAAACCAGAAGUAUUACAGAUAAAAGCAGAGAAAGAAGAAAUGGGCCUUGAUGAUCAUCAGAACCAAACGAGAAACUCAGCAUUUCAGUUUAUUUAUGGGGAUAUUACUCUGAAGGCUGAAUGGAAUGCUGAAUGUGACACACCGUUUGUGAGGCCAUCGAAAGCAGAAAGUGCAGAAUUGGUGGAUUCUAAGCCUCCGGAUCCAGUACAGGAGGAGUCACAAGGCGGGGGCUUAUUGACAGGGCAAGUGGGAGAGACCAGUUUGGAUACUGAUCCCAUGGAUUGCUCUGAAUCACAAGCACUUGCAUGCAGGAAAUGUGGGAAAUGCCUCCUUGCGGAUAGUGAUCGUUCCACCCACCUCUGUGCUGCUACUGGGACCCCCCGUUCAGCCAGUACUCCCACAAAUGCAGACAAGGAACGUUCCACAUGUACCGAGAAAGAGAAUAUUCAUCAAGUUCCGACCACAAAGAAGCCUUUCCCAUGCCCAGAAUGUGGCAAAAGCUUCUCCUAUCGCUGCCACCUUAACAAACAUAUUAAAAUCCACACCGGGGAGAAACCAUUCAGUUGUUCUGAGUGUGGGAAAAGUUAUACCCAGAAGCACUGUCUGGAGAUUCACCAAAAGACUCACACCGGUGAAAGACCGUUUGAAUGUUUAGAAUGUGGGAAGACUUUCCCUCAGAAGAGCAAGCUCCGCAGCCACCAGAAAGUGCACACAGGGGAGAAACCAUAUACCUGCACAGAAUGUGGGAAAAGCUUCUCUCACAGUCACACCCUUCGCAAACACCAAAAGAUUCAUACUGUCCAAAAACCCUAUGUAUGUGUAGAAUGUGGGGAAAGCUUCAGCGACAACUCGGACCUCGUCUCACACGAGAAGAUGCACACCGGGGAGAAACCAUUCGCCUGCAUGGAAUGUGGGAAAUGCUUCGCCGAGAAGAACUGUCUUCGUAUCCACCUUAGAGUUCACACAGGGGAGAAACCAUUCACCUGCACGGAAUGCGGGAAAGGCUUCACGGUCAGAAGCAACCUUGUCAGUCACCUGAACCAUCACACGGGGGAGAAGAAAUAUAAAUGUACAGAAUGUGGGAAAAGCUACUUCCGGAAGGAUGCACUUGUGAAGCACCAGCUGAGUCACGCCGUCAAGGAGAAUCUCAAAUGUGCAGAAUGUGGGGAGUGUUUCUCCCAGGAGACGGUGUUUGUGGAGCACCAGAAGAGUCACAAAGGGAGGAACCCCUAUACCUGCACUGAGUGUGGGGAAAGCUUCUCACAGGAGCACCAUCUCCACCUACACGCCAUUACACACACCGGGGGAAACCCCUAUAGCUGCACUGAGUGUGGGGAAAGCUUCUCACAGGAGCACCAUCUCCACCUACACGCCAUUACACACACCGGGGGAAACCCCUAUACCUGCACUGAGUGUGGCAAGAGUUUCCGUGCCAAGAGCACCCUCCUCAAGCACCAGAAGCUGCACGUGGGGGACAAUCCUCACAAAUGUGCCGAGUGCGGCAAAAGCUUCCUGCUGAGGAGCGGUUAUAACAAACACAAGAAAACGCACACGGGAGUGAAGCCUCACACGUGCGCGGAGUGCGGGAAAAGCUUUGCCCAGAGGAGCCACCUCCUUACGCAUGAGAUGAUCCACAAAGGGUUAAAGCCAUUUAAGUGCUCGGAGUGUGACAAAAGCUUCUCCCUGAAGGGCACGCUGCAGGCCCACCUGACUACUCACACCAGGGAGAAACCCUACGCCUGCACUGUGUGUGGGAGGUGCUUUGCUCAUAGGAGCACCCUUGCAGACCAUGGGAAGCUUCAUUCUGGGACCAAACUGUUUGCCUGUACGGAGUGUGGGAAAAGCUUCUUCCAGAAAUGCAGCCUUCGGACUCACCUGAGAUCCCACCGGGGCAAAAAACCUCCCAGUGGCCAGGAAUGUGACAAUGUGACAGAAUAAGAUUGUCUGCUGAGAGUUGGAAUUUGGGGGCGGGGCACCAAUAUGUCCCUGCCCAGUUUUUCCCAGCAGUUUUCCACCAACCCCAUCCCUUGCCCCCUUCUGUUCUUCAAUUUGCUUAAAUGGGAGUUUGCCUUGGUGCCCAGCUCUGGGAGGCUAUUGCUAUUAAACACAACAGGACUAAGCCCCACCCACCAGCAGCAUGCAAGGCUCCUCCCACUGUCCCUCUGAAUAACCCCAAUGCCUACAGGUAAAAGUCUUAUGGGGUAAUGUAAUGAAAAGGUCUACAGUAUGCCCGCAUCUAGUGACCCAUAGCAGCCAAUCAAAUGUCUGUUUUAAAAUAGCUGCCCAGGAAAUGCUGCAUUGUGAUUGGUUGCUAUGGGUUGCUAGAAAGGUUGCAAACUUCUAUUAUGCUACAUUGCUGUUAGCGAUGCCACUUUAAUAGCUAUUUCAUUACCACAAGAGGCUACAGCUGCCCCACUGCCUUCUGGGAUAAAGGGACCUCUUCCCAAUAUGGUGGAAUCCACGGCCGAUGAACUGAGGGAAUGGAGUCGGUGCUUUCUCUCUAUUAUAUUUGAACUUUUUAUAUUUUAGCUACACAGGCAAUUAACCGUUUUGGAAUAAAGUUUAAUGUUUGGUGCA
This is a messenger RNA of Xenopus tropicalis (tropical clawed frog), 3301 nucleotides long. RefSeq names its product oocyte zinc finger protein XlCOF6-like. The coding region runs from base 614 to 2662 and encodes 682 amino acids. Gene Ontology annotation, cellular component: nucleus. The record is from RefSeq and is a predicted model, not a curated record. Lineage: Eukaryota; Metazoa; Chordata; Amphibia; Anura; Pipidae. The transcript is spliced from 3 exons.